This is a messenger RNA of Ostreococcus lucimarinus CCE9901, 1944 nucleotides long. RefSeq names its product TRP-containing protein (gene TPR4a). Bases 1 to 1839 code for a protein of 612 amino acids. Gene Ontology annotation, molecular function: protein binding. The transcript is spliced from 2 exons. NCBI's taxonomy places the organism in Eukaryota, Viridiplantae, Chlorophyta, Mamiellophyceae, Mamiellales, Bathycoccaceae. The record is from RefSeq and is a predicted model, not a curated record.
AUGGCGCGCAGCGCGGGCGGAUCCACGGGCGCGGCGUCGCUGGCGACGCUCGACGCGACGACGUCCGAGGGUGACACCCAUCUGAGUCCGAUGCUGAUGCGAACGGACGGCGCCGAACGCCUCGACGACGACGCGCUGCGGGCGUCGCCCGAGCGCGCCGCGGCGACGCGCGCGGCGCAAUCGUCGGGAUCGGCGUUCGGGAUGGGCGGCGCGGGCGGCGCGGGCGAAGCGCGGCGACGGGGACGCGGGACGCGACGAGGGGACGAAGACGCGGACGACGACGCGGACGUCGAACGGUCCGCGAGAGACUUGGACGACGACGGCGGAUACGAGACACGAAUGCCCGCGGUGGACGCGGCGGCGGUGACGCGGUCGAUCGAAAAUCCGGGACACGCCACGGUGAUCGGGGACGAAGGGGCGCGACGCGCGGCGACGCACUCGAUUCAAAACUCGCAAGCCGUGCGGUCGAACGACGACGUCGUGAACGGAGACGAAGCCGGGAAUGUGAGGGCGCGCGCGCGGGCGAUGGGUGAGGAGGCGGCGGCGACGGUCGACGCGACGAAUGCGGACGGCGCGGCGCGGCGCGGCGCGGCGCCCGGGUUGACGCGAAGUCGCGUCGGCGGGCGCGGAGGCGCGACGGGGAGUUCGAGCACGGUGCACGGACACGCACAGCGGCCGGCGAAUAGUGCGGGAGAUUCGAACACGGCGGCGGUGUCGAGCGACCGCGCGCGUCCGGUGGAUUCGACCGAGGCGCAGAGGCUUACGAAUUCGCGCGGCGAAGGCGGGCGCGCGGAUUCGGGCCUGGGCAAUAGCGAAGAGGUGGAAUGUGGCGACAUCAAGGCGGCUGGAAGCUUGCUCGCCGGUGAGGGAGGAGCGGCAGGUGUCGGUACCGAGGUCGAAUCGAAGCAAAUCAUUCUGCCCGCGCCGACGCGGUGGGAUAAUCAAGAACCGUGGGACGUACCGCGAGAAUCGCUCGUUCCGGCGUCGCUCGAGCUCAAGGCUCGCGCGGAUGCGCUCAAGGCGAUCGAGAAUUUCGGCACCGCCGAGCGCGCGUACGGACACGCCCUGCGAUUUAUCGAUCAAAUUGAAAUGUUUGAAACCGAAGAGACGGGUGGAUCGUCGGAGCGAAAUUCACAGUUGAAGACGGCGUGCUUGCUCGAAGCGAGCGCGUGCGCGCUUCGGAGAGCCGAUCCCGUGCGAGCGGGUGAACUCGCAGCUCGCGCGCUCGCGCGCGAACCGAACAAUGCACUCGCACUCAAGGCGCGAGCGCUCGCCGCGGUGACCGAGGGAGAUUUCGGCACCGCCAUCGGCGACUUGACCAAGGCGUUGGAAAUGACGCCCGAUGAUCCGGGGCUCGUCGCGGAUUUGCGCGAAGCCACUCACCGACGUGAUGUCGCUCUCCACGCACCACGACGGGGUGGUAUCGCAUCGUCGUUCAUCGGCGCACCGGGAGGAGUGUCCUGGGGGACGAUGCCCAUGAGCGGCAUGGCGGGAUCGAGCGCGCAGGGCGGGCAACUGUUCUCUUACCCCAACGCCGGCUACGUCGCCAGCGGUGGCUUGGGUAUGCACGGUGAAGUUGAGGGGGAAACCGAUGGCGCCAUGAGUGCUGGAGUUUUCGGAGGUGGGUUCAGCUCUUUCCAAAACGUCGACGAUAACGCUGCCAUGGAUACACGAGCGAUGCUUGACGGUACGCACUUGCGCCGACCAGACAGCCCGUCGCACGCCACCGGCACGGAAUCGCGCAUGGAUCAACCGGGAACAACUUUCAAUCGCGUCGGUGGUACGCCGAGCGUGAGUAAAGAAGAAUGCGAUGCAGUCGGAUGCCUUUAUGCUCGGUGACGAAAGCGAAGAAGACGGCGAAGAGGUGUGCGGCGGCGGCGGAAAAGAGCCGGUUUCGAGCGAAUGAUGUUAAGCGAGCAAUGUAGACGACGACUGGAUUCGUAA